GCGAGGUUUGACGCCAUCGCCCUCACGCCCUGCAUGGUGGCAGAGAAGGGGAAGGUCGGUGGCCGCAGCGAGUUCUGGCAUUUGCGGCGCGGCGAAGAGAGUGGCGCAAAGCUGCGGUUUAGGGGGAAGACGGGGGAUAUGUUGCACUUCGAGGGCGCGCGGGGUGCGGAGAGGAGGGUGCGCGCGGUGCGUGCCGCUGAUGGCGAGGUGGAGCACUACGAGGGCGAGCAAGGUGCGGAGCGGUGUGUGCGCGCCGAGUUUGCCAACGGCAUGGUGCAGCACUACGAGGGCGAGGGAGAUGCGGAGCGGAUGGUGCGCGCUGAGUUUGCCGACGGCAUGGUGCUGUACUACGAGGGCGAGCGAGGAGCGGAGCGGAGGGUGCGCGCGGAGUAUCCCGACGGCGAAGAGUGGUACUACGAGGGCGAGCGAGAUGCGGAGCGGCUGGUGCGCAAAGAGCUUGCCGACGGCGUGGUGCACUAUGAGGGCGAGCAAGAUGCGGAGCGGAUGGUGCGCGCUGAGUUUGCCGACGGCAUGGUGCUGUACUACGAGGGCGAGCGAGGAGUGGAGCGGAGGGUGCGCGCGGAGUAUCCCGAUGGUUAA
This is a messenger RNA of Emiliania huxleyi CCMP1516, 600 nucleotides long. RefSeq lists its product as hypothetical. The transcript is spliced from 2 exons. NCBI's taxonomy places the organism in Eukaryota, Haptophyta, Isochrysidales, Noelaerhabdaceae. The record is from RefSeq and is a predicted model, not a curated record. The annotation marks the transcript as partial.